Messenger RNA from Drosophila elegans, 1390 nucleotides. RefSeq lists its product as uncharacterized. The transcript is spliced from 3 exons. The coding region runs from base 18 to 1013 and encodes 331 amino acids. The record is from RefSeq and is a predicted model, not a curated record. NCBI's taxonomy places the organism in Eukaryota, Metazoa, Arthropoda, Insecta, Diptera, Drosophilidae.
UAUAUUAAUCACACAACAUGGCUAAAAAGAAGGGGCGGAAGGGCAAGAAGGGCAAGAAGACCAAGGUCGACUGCAAGUUCAAGAUCUUGGAUGAGAUGCUCAAGCCAAUGAAUGAGCCUGUUGAUGAUUGCGAUGGCUGUUGCCAAUGCGCCUGUGAUUGUGACUGCAGUCCGGAGAUAGCUCCUUGUUUUAUCCAACCCACAAGGCCGGAUCCGGGUCCGGAGGCCUACGAUGAGUUCGAGGCCUGCUUAAAUGGCAGUGGAUUGACUAUAAGAGUCCUGAAGAACACCCACAAGGUGGAGAGCGUCCAGGACGGAAAUGAAGGCAACCUUGGUGCAGACGAUGAUCCCUGCUAUCGCCAGGAUCCUAACGAUUGCGAACCGAAGCAGGAGUCCUGCCUGCACGAGAUGAUGCAGCGCAGCUCCUUUGCCAGGAAUCACAUCAAGCGCAGAACCGGCGGCAGGAUCGUCAAUCACCCGAACAUUCCGAAGGUGCGGGCCAACAUCAAGUACUCGGGCAACGAUGCCUGCGAGACGGACAACUACUACGUGCCCUUCUCGAAGAUCAAGGAGGCCUGUGACCUCCAGGAGGCCAAGGUCGACUGCUAUCGCCAGCGGCUGUGCGGCGGAACCGAUCGCAUCGUGCCCGCCCAGUGCCCCGCCCAGAAUCAGCGAUCCUGCUGCAUGCAGGUCGAGGGCAAGGACAUCAUGCAGACCAUGAAGGGGGUCAAUCUGGACACCAGGCGCAAGGGCAUCGAGGUAUGCUACAAAACUUGCGAGGAGACGGAUAGCGAUGUGUUCCUGGUGAAACUGGGGAGUAAGGCCAAAUCGCAACACAAGAAGAACACCAUCGAGAUCGAGUUGAGGACUCCUAAGCAACCCGUAACCUUGCCGGUUAGUAAGGUCACUACGGAGACCUAUGUUUCCGAGGAAAUGCUGGCGGGGGGUAAGAAAAAGAAAAAGAAAAAGGGCAAAAAGGGAAAAGGCAAAAAAGGAAAGGCCAAGAAGAAGUAGAUGAUCCUUAGGCGCAUCCUUAACCAUCAAUGAAUUCAAAACAAAGAAACGAUCCCUAAGAAAAUCCUAAGUCAUCAAAUAUCAUAAAGCUUGUUCAUCAACGAUCAUAAGGCGAAUUCUUAACCAUCAACGAUCUAAAGCGAGCUAUAAACCACCAACGAUACUAAGCAGAAUCCUAAAUCAUAAACUAUCAACGAUUUUGAGGCGAAUCCCAAUCCAUCAACCAUCCAAACCCGAUUUUUACACUAGAAUCCGGACAAGUUGCACACCAUUCUUGGACCCAUCCACUGGCUUUUUCAUGUAGUAACCAUUUCAUAUCAAGUAAAUGUAAAGUUUGGAAUCCGCGAAAUAAAUAGCUAAAAUUCAAAAUUGUAAAA